This is a messenger RNA of Neurospora tetraspora, 696 nucleotides long. RefSeq lists its product as uncharacterized. The record is from RefSeq and is a predicted model, not a curated record. Lineage: Eukaryota; Fungi; Ascomycota; Sordariomycetes; Sordariales; Sordariaceae. The coding region runs from base 1 to 696 and encodes 231 amino acids. The transcript has 4 exons.
AUGGACAAUACAAGCGACAAGCAACACAAUCUCCCUGAGGACCGCAUUCUCCCGCGCGGUAUGGGAACCGCCGGCAGCAUCCCUCCCCCCGCUGUCGCCGCCGAGAACACAGGCACCGAACAGCCCAAUGUGCCUGAGGGCCGCCGAUUGACGCGCGGUAUGAAGGCCGCCGGCGGGGUCAUCCCUCCCGUUGCCGCUUCAGUGAAGCGGCAAGCCAGGACCCGGAAGAAGCCCACAAUGAUCAAGAAAGAGGAGCCCAGUGACGAGGACGACAAGUCAUCUCAGGGUUCCUCUCAGGGUGCGGCUUAUUCCAAGAAACCCAAGGGUGAACCUUCGCCUGGCCCCAGUGAUCCUUGGUCACUCAACCACAAGGGCGUCCCAGACAUGGACAAGCUUGUCCGUUAUCUCAGUCGCGAUUACACCAAGACGCCGGACGAUUCCGACCUGGCGGAAGCCGCCCACAAGUACAAGUGGCGCGGCAUCGGCCCGGGAAAGCGCACACUCUGGGAGCUGAGGGGCAUCACCCUCAGCGAGAAGGCCCAGGCACGCAAGGAGGCCAGGGAGACUCCUCAGGACGAGACUGCACAGAUCAAGCUCCGUCUGUGUGAAGCUGUAUUCUCCCACGUUGUCGGCGAGUGGGAGGCUGAGAGGUAUAGCAAGUGGAGGGAGGGCCGCGACAAGGUCAGGACGAACUAG